AUGGCCAGUUAUGAUUUGCAAAAUAUAUGUGCUUUUUGUGUUGACGUCGCAAAAGAGGCUGGCGAGAUGAUUUAUGCUGCACGGCCAACGUUGUCAACCACAUCCUCAAAGAAAAACACCGCAGAUAUUGUUACCGAGACAGACCAGGCCGUCGAAAUGGUCAUCUACGAAAGACUUCAACAACAGUUCCCAACGUUCGCCUUUAUCGGGGAAGAGACAUUCAAGGAUGGCACCACCCUCACCGACGAACCAACAUUCAUCGUGGACCCGAUCGAUGGCACAUCCAACUUUGUUCAUGGAUUCCCAGUGGUCUGCGUGUCCAUAGCUCUCGUUAUACAUAGACAACCUACUAUUGGCGUGGUUUAUAACCCGUUUCAAGAUGAGCUUUGGAGUGCUGUCCGAGGCGGAGGAGCAUUCGUCUCACAAGGUAGCUCGACGCCAAGGAAAUUGCCACUUAGUUCGUUACCUCUAGAGAAUCUGCAAACAGCCAGUAUUGGUUUGGAAUGGGGCAGCGAUAGAGAAGGUCCCAACUUUGAUCUGAACCUCAAGGUAUUUACAAAGUUGGCCAGGACUGUCGCCUCAGGGGGUCACUUUGCCAAUUCUCUCCGUUUCAUGGGCUCAGCCGCCAUCGCAAUCUGUCGUGUUGCCGCAGGGCAGCAGGAUGCGUUCUGGGAAUGUGGCUGCUGGGCGUGGGAUGUGGCAGCAGCCUGGUGUGUUUUAUUGGAGGCUGGAGGUAUCAUGGUGGAUGGACAUCCCGGCAAGAUGCAUCCUCCUCUAGAUAAUAGACGAUAUCUUGCUGUUAGGCCGGCGACCACUGGGCAGCAAGAGUUUGUAGAAGAGUUCUGGACCGUAAUUGGAGAUAGUCGGUCAACCUAUGGCCCUGGCUGA
Messenger RNA from Fusarium proliferatum ET1, 888 nucleotides. RefSeq lists its product as uncharacterized. Gene Ontology annotation, molecular function: inositol monophosphate 1-phosphatase activity. The coding region runs from base 1 to 888 and encodes 295 amino acids. NCBI's taxonomy places the organism in Eukaryota, Fungi, Ascomycota, Sordariomycetes, Hypocreales, Nectriaceae. The transcript has 2 exons. Gene Ontology annotation, biological process: phosphatidylinositol phosphate biosynthetic process; inositol metabolic process; signal transduction. The record is from RefSeq and is a predicted model, not a curated record.